Molecule: messenger RNA, 2233 nt
Organism: Heteronotia binoei (common prickly gecko)
Lineage: Eukaryota; Metazoa; Chordata; Lepidosauria; Squamata; Gekkonidae
Product: serine/arginine-rich splicing factor 5-like
Exons: 9
Coding region: 203-1000 (265 amino acids)
Cellular component (GO): nucleus; cytoplasm; ribonucleoprotein complex
Molecular function (GO): mRNA binding
Source: RefSeq, a predicted model, not a curated record
GGAAUUGUAGUCCUCGAGCGGGUUGGCUAAAAGUGGCUACGCUGCGGCACUUGACGAACGUGCUGCCGCCUUCGCUGCUGCUCUUUCCAAACGAAGUGGCGCCGCCAUUUUCUCUGGCGGACCAAGAUUCUGCAGAGAAGGCCUCUCGGGCAUACCUGAACAGCCAGAUUUCACCCCAUCUCGCCUGGAAGUUUAAUUUAAGAUGAGUGGCUGUCGUGUCUUUGUUGGACGUCUAAGUCCGCAUGCCCGAGAGCGAGAUGUGGAGAAAUUUUUUAAAGGAUAUGGCCGUAUACGUGAAAUCAAUCUGAAAAAUGGCUUUGGUUUUGUGGAAUUUGAAGAUCACAGAGAUGCAGAUGAUGCAGUGUAUGAAUUGAAUGGUAAAGAACUGUGUAAUGAAAGAGUUACCAUUGAACAUGCCAGAGCUCGAAGAGGGGGCAGGGGCAGAUAUCCUCAACGAUUCAAUUAUUACCAAUCCUAUGCAGGUGGAUCUAGCCAGUAUGGUCCGCCUCUUCGUACUGAACACAGACUUAUAGUUGAAAACCUUUCUUCACGUGUUAGCUGGCAGGAUUUGAAAGACUUCAUGAGAAAGGCUGGAGAAGUGACUUUUGUCGAUGCUCACAGAAACAAUCCAAAUGAAGGUGUUGUAGAGUUUGCAUCGUCUAGUGAUAUGAAGAGUGCAUUGGACAAACUGGAUGGCAGUGAGUUGAAUGGACGCAGAAUUAAACUAAUUGAAGAUCGCAAAAGGCGCAGAAGCAGAUCCCGUUCACGAAGUUAUUCAAGAUCUCGCAGCAAAUCUAGAUCUGCAAGGUCUUCCAAGUCAAGCAGCAAGUCUCGGUCUCGCAGCCGUACACCUGAGAAGAGAAGCUCUCGCAGCCGUACACCUGAAAGGAAGAGCUCUGAGAAAAACCACCACUCUGGCCCACAGAAUUCCUCUCCGUCUCCUCCUCCAGCCAAGAAGAGGUCUCGCUCUAGGUCAAGUUCUGCUGAAAGCCGCAGUUAAGGUAUUUUGAGAGAUGUAUAAAUGUUUCAUUUCUAAGUCAAAUUUUUCUACAAGCUUGAAAUAAGUUGCAGGUGUGUGUAGGGAGGAAAUUCAUCAGGUGAGCAUAGACAUCUGAAGUGUGGAUGUAAACUCCCACCCCAUCCUUAAUGGAACUGGGUAUCUUGUAAUUAUUAACUAAAAAAAAAUUGAAUUGUCAAAUUGUAAUUACCCAAAUGUGUUAUGUACUGCUUUAGGUAAAUUGUUGCUGGCUAAAGCAGCAGUCAUAGGGGGGGAGGGGGUGUCCUUGCUGUUGAAUAUAAUGAACUUAAGAUGUGGACUGUGGUACCACUUUUCAAAAUCCUUUGGCUGUGUUUCUGGUUUGCACAGGGAUUACCUCCUAAUUGGCAUUUUCACAUAUUUAGUUGAACUGCACUGGCCACUAACAUGCAAUGUAAAGAAGUUCCAGCUAACAUUCACAUUAUACAUGCAUCCUUUUGUAGUGCACAAGGGGAUAGUUGGAUUGUGAAUGUGUGAUCUUUAUUCUGAACUAGUAUUUACAUAAAUAGUAGUCAGCCAUGGAGGAUGUGUAAAAUGUUACCUGGCAAAGUGAAAGUGGAGCAUUUUUAAAAAUCCUAGUUAGAACAAUCCUUGGACAAGAAGUGUGUGUUCUAUAUUAGGUUGCAUCUGGAUAGGGUAAGGUUUUCAGAACCUUUUUCCUGUUGUGAAUGACCCAAACAGAAGGGGAAGUUGUCCAAUAAGUAGAUGCAACUUGUAGUCUAAGAAGGCCUCUUCUCAUGGAAGGGGAGCCCUUUGGAAAUUAGCAUACACGCAUUUUGCUGGAAUUCCUAUUUUAAGGUCAAGAAGAGAGCUUGUUUUGCUGAAUAGCUACCAGAGAGUAGCAUUACAAAGUACAGGUACACAUGGUACAUGUAGUAGCAGUUUGUCAACUUUAAGUAGGGAGGAUUAUUUUUGAAUUGUCCACACAGACUUCCACUAAAGGCUUAAUGUGAUGUGAAUUUAUUAAUGCUGAAGGUAAAAGGGCAUCUUUCUUAGGUUUACAAAUAUGCUUUUGUUUUUGUUAGUAGGUGGUAGAUUGUUAGUCCUUAACUAUAUUGUGGUCACAAAAUUAUCUGGCUUCCAGUUACCUAAAAUGAGGGAAUCUGCUUGAAAUAUUUGUAAAUUGGCCCCUAAAAUGUUUAAAUGUAUUGAUGUGAUACAGUAAAUACAAUAAAUGUUUUCCCCCGGCUUACUGCA